Messenger RNA from Melanotaenia boesemani (Boeseman's rainbowfish), 720 nucleotides. Its product is annotated as urokinase plasminogen activator surface receptor-like. The transcript is spliced from 5 exons. The coding region runs from base 23 to 649 and encodes 208 amino acids. The record is from RefSeq and is a predicted model, not a curated record. NCBI's taxonomy places the organism in Eukaryota, Metazoa, Chordata, Actinopteri, Atheriniformes, Melanotaeniidae.
CCACUUGUCUCCGAAGAACACAAUGCAUCUCUUUACUCUGGUCCUUGGGAUCUGGCUUCUUCCAAAAGUCGACACCCUGACAUGUUAUGAGUGUGUACCGGGACCCUCUGGAAGUUGCACUGAGACAACCAAACAAUGUCCCACAGCAGAUCAUCAGUGUGGAGCAAUCAGAGUUUUAACAUAUGCAGGAGAUUCACAAAUUUCUGAUAUUCAAGCAAAGGCUUGUACUUUGGCUCAAGAAUGUUUUGAGGGUUCAGUCAACUUUGGAGUUGCCAAAACCAUGAUAACCAGCAAGUGCUGCAACUCUGACCGUUGCAACAGCCAACCUGCUCCUGAUGCCAGCCAAUCCUCUCCAAAUGGCAAAAAGUGCUUCACCUGUGAAGGAGAAACAUGCACUAAAACUGUAAACUGCGAAGGGACUGAGGACCACUGCAUCAAAACAACAGUGGCUGUAGGAGGAAAUAAGAUGACAAUGAAGGGCUGUGCCUCCAAGACGAUUUGCACAGCUGCUUCAAAUCCGCAGCUUUCAGGAGUUGUUGGAGCAGAAAUGAGCUGCUGUCAGGGCGACUUCUGCAACAGUGCCAGCAGUGCAAGCGCCGGCCUGCUGCUGUUGGUGGGGCCACUUAUUUCUUUGGUCUUGUUCUCUUAGCUGAUGAAGACAGCAGCAUCAUUGUCCAGUUUUUCUUAUCAUAUUGGUUUAAUUAAAGAGUUAACACCCCU